AAUGAUCGAAGGCACACAUCACUUCCUAUCCUGCCAUUUUGCUGCUGAAGCUGAAAGAAACCUGAAGCCUUGGAACAGUGAAGGGGUAACGUUACGGUUAACGUUUAGGCUGUGUAUUGUCAGCCGAAAGCUCGGUCUUAAGAGGUUUAAGCUUACGUAAGAAUGUCGGAUUUUGACAGCAACCCAUUUGCGGAUCCUGAUUUCAGCAACCCAUUUCAGGAUCCCUCAGUGACACAAGUAACACAAAACGCUCCCCCUGGGUUGGAGGAAUAUAACCCCUUCACAGAUACAAAGCCGGGUCCACCCGGCUCCAUCCCCAAAGCAGUGCCUCCCUCCACGAACACACAGCCAGCCAUUAUGAAACCUACAGAGGAGCCACCUGCCUACUCUGAGUACUCUCAGCCACAGCAGACACAGGACCAGGCGCGAGCUCAGGCUGAUCUACUCAGAAGACAGGAGGAGCUUGAAAGAAAGGCUGCCGAGCUGGAUCGCCGGGAGAGAGAGAUGCAGUCUCUUAGUGCCUCAGGAGGAAGGAAAAACAACUGGCCGCCCCUCCCUGAGAAGUUUCCUGUGGGUCCCUGCUUCUAUCAUGAUAUUUCUGUGGACAUUCCUGUGGAGUUCCAGAAGACUGUCAAGAUCAUGUACUACUUAUGGAUGUUUCACACAGCAACUCUGUUCGCGAACAUCUUUGGCUGCUUGGCUUGGUUUUGUGUGGACCCAUCACGAGGAGUAGACUUCGGCCUUUCCAUGCUGUGGUUUAUGCUCUUUACACCCUGCUCCUUUGUCUGUUGGUAUAGACCCCUUUAUGGAGCUUUCAGGAGUGACAGCUCGUUCCGUUUCUUUGUCUUCUUCUUUGUGUACAUCUGCCAGUUUGGGGUUCACGUCCUUCAAGCCAUUGGUAUAGCAGGUUGGGGAGCAAGUGGCUGGAUCUCAGCCCUCACUGGUCUAAACAAAAGCAUUCCUGUGGGUAUCAUCAUGAUCCUUAUUGCUGCUCUCUUCACUGCCUCUGCAGUCAUCUCCCUUAUCAUGUUCAAAAAGGUACAUGGCCUGUACCGGACAACUGGGGCCAGCUUUGAAAAGGCUCAGCAAGAGUUUGCUACAGGUGUCAUGGCCAACAAGACUGUCCAGACAGCAGCUGCCAAUGCUGCAUCUAGUGCUGCGUCUAGCGCUGCGCGUGGAGCAUACAACUGAUUGGCUCACUGAAGAGCGUUCCUGUGUUCUCUGUCCAUGCUCUAUGAUCUGAUCCUCUGUCCCACCUCAUUGUAUUCACAAGCCCUGGCAAGCUUCCUCAAGCGAGUCCCAUUCAUGAAGCGAAUGACUGUAAGCAGCCUUCUGAUUGGCUCAGUGCACUCCAGUGACUUUACAUGUCCACCCCUCCCCUCACCUCCCCAGGUCCUUUGUCUUUCAACAUACAUGGGUAUGUGAAGGGGUUGUGCAUGGUGCUAUGAAGAGAACAUGAACAGAACCUUUUCUUUCUUGAUUGGAUACCAAUUCCAUCUUCCUGACCUUCCUCCACAAGCAAUGCCUCUCAACAGCAUGCAGGAAGUUUCGUCCAUUUUCAACCCUUUUAAGGUUUGACCCCACCUUGCAACCCCUCUCCACCCUCCACACAGAUCACAUCUUACUUUAUUCCAUUGGUUGCUAUUGCAGUCAGGUGUUUGGCAGGAUAUAAAGAGAAUGUAUUUAAGCCCUCCAUCCUAAAAAGAACUACCCUCUUCCAAAUUGAGCCUCUUCUAUUAUACCCUAUCUUAGCCUACUUUCCCAAAGCCAGGCCCCAUAGUGUAUGUCAAAACAGAAAUGUAUAUGCCCAUCACCAAGAUUUGCCCUGAGGCCUAACAGGUGACAAGCCUCCACCUUGUCUGUUUGUCCUUUGUUUCCUUGAUUGAGAUCAGAUGGGUGAGAUGGGAGAGAGACUGGAAAGGGAAGAGAAAUCCCUUAAAAUCAUUCCCAUUCAGGAUACACUCCACACAUGCAUGACAGAACAUGAUGAAUUUAGGCCUGCUUUCUUACAAAUUAAGACCUUUAUAUUGAAGAUUUAAAUUGAAAGUGAGCACUUCGAGUCUUAUUUGGUAACAUUUUGUCUUUCUUCCAUAACAGCUUAAAUAACUGGAUGUAGGCCAUUUAAAUUAUUUUCUUUCAUAUGCAAAAGACUCAGUUGGUUAUUGAUGAACAAAUUAUGAUGGCAUAUACAUGAUGCCAUGUAUGUGUGAUUGUUUGAGAUGUAUGACUACAGUAUGUCUGGCUGAUGCGCAUAAAUGACAGGAAAGUAAUUAAGCAUCUGGGUAGUCUCAUGUUCAGGCAUUCAAAACCUUCUGUCAGUUCUUUUUCGCUCUGCUAGGGUUGCUGCUGUGGAAGGCUUCUAUCUGAAAUCUAAAUUGUAACUUUUUUUAAUCAAGCGGAUUAGCUUAUUAUAUCGGACCUGUGUGACGGUUCCAGCCUCUUCAUCUCAUGAGAUGAAUUGCUCAAAUUUAAAGCUUCAGCUAAUGACUAAGAACAGCGUGUUUGAGUGCAAGUGUGAGUGGUUGUCCUUUCUGUUAGGAAUUUUAUUCAUUAUCAAUGGCGUGUGAUUCCCUCAGCUAAGCACUGUUGAUGAAAGACAGACAUUUUUUCACCUGUUGGCAUACAAAAUUACCUUUUCUCUCUGUCUCUCUCAGACUAGUUCAAACUUCAUUAUAGUUUGUGUGUGUGCUUGUGUGUUGAAUUACAGUGACUUGUUAUUUUAUAAAUAAAUUUCCACCAGUUGCACCUGUA
Molecule: messenger RNA, 2751 nt
Organism: Sardina pilchardus (European sardine)
Lineage: Eukaryota; Metazoa; Chordata; Actinopteri; Clupeiformes; Clupeidae
Gene: scamp1
Product: secretory carrier membrane protein 1
Exons: 9
Coding region: 163-1191 (342 amino acids)
Biological process (GO): protein transport
Cellular component (GO): trans-Golgi network membrane; recycling endosome membrane
Source: RefSeq, a predicted model, not a curated record